UUUUGUUUGUUGUCGGACAACGAAUGAUUUUUUGGGGGGCUGAUUUCAGCUGAACAAAGACAAAGAACCAACUGACAGUUUGUAUAUAUAUAUAUUUCCGACAGAGACAACACAUGUUAACAACAAUUCAAGUCAUUCACUCGAAAUCGGCACCUCUCUUAUCCCGACACCCAGUUCUGUUGUUGUUUUAUAGACACAAGGACGAUAUAGAUCUUUCACCCCUGGAGGAAGUUAUGUACACUAGCUGAUGUCUUCUCGUUCACUGGGUUGCAGUUAGGCAGUUAUGGCUACCAAGGUGACCGGGUCGUCGUCAUCCACCCAGACGUCUGUGCCACCGUUUUACAUUUGGGUGAGGGCCGAACCUUUCAACUACGGCACCUUGUCCAUCCCUCCACCCACGCGCCUCUCAACGAAUUGUAUUAAGAAGAGUUUAGCCUAUGCCAAGAACAAAGGAGAGCUGGGCUUCCCCAGAAUCAGUUCAGAGGGACUCAAGAAACAGCUGAAUAUCGACACCUACAAAUUUGUCUUGUUCCUCUAUAUACAACAGUUUACGAAAGUCUCGCUCAAGGCUUCACUGGUUGCUGGCGAUGGAUGGCCGAUGUGUUCCAACCAUCACGAUUCUGACAGUAAACUCAACAGGCGUUUGAAGUUCUUCUUUUCCAGGACUUUUAUUGAUCUCAAAGACCUUUUCUUACUUCCAGGAAUCAAAUCCAAAGUUUGCUAUUCAAAGAGCAGUCAAACUGUGCCUCUCCAGUCGCUGUACCAUUGGCUGAAAGAAAAUCUGAUCCCUAAUCCUUUUGGCCCCUCGGCUUGUGUUUCUUCCGGAAGACGUCUUUCUUGGAGAAUGCUCGGAGAGGAGUCUCGAAAUGAAAACAGUUUCAAACGAGGCCGGAUUGCUACAAAUGCCCACAUUGUUCCCAGGGAUGCCAUUAAAGGGUCAGUUUCCAUUCUUUCUCAAAUUGCCUAUUCCUCUUUGGUAAGAAGUUCUGCAACCUUAGAAUUCAGCAACGUUAAAAUCCAUCGAUGCCAUGGUUCCAAUUUGUACCUGUUGACUCCGCUCAGGUCUGUGACUAUCCAGAAAUGUCGCCACACAAGGAUCAUCCUCGGUCCAGUUGAAACCACUGUCCAUGUCGAACACUGUGAGUUUGUCACGAUCAUUGCACCCUGUUACCGAAUAGUUAUCAACAACAGCCAGCUGUGUACCCUCUAUCUUCUCACCCCUAACCAACCGGUAAUUUUAAAUGGCAAUGACUCCAUCAGAUUAUCACCUUUCCACACGUUCUAUCCCAAACUGGAAGAGCAUCUACUAAAAGUAGGUCUAGACGCCAACAAUAACCUGUGGGACCAACCAAUCUGUUUGGGUUCAGACCACAGAGAAGUGGCCCCAGUUUGGGAGCUGAUGAAACCUCAGGAUUUUUACACCUUCAAUAUCCCGUUUGAGAUGGAAGGAGCUACAAAGUAUAAAAUAGUGAUUCUUCCAAAACUACUUUGGCCAGUACAAAAGGAAGUCGAGUUUCCAAAAUAUGACAACAUUGGUUCCAAUACCCUAUUUAGCUCAAAAUCUUUGCGACCCCUUGACCUAAUCCAAAAUAAAUCCCAGUUCAAAAUCACUAAGACUGUGGAGUCGAUAUGCAAUGCCUUGGACUCCAACUCUUACUCUGACUCGGGUUAUGGUACCACUGACUCUGACUCAGGUUGUGGUGCCGUUGCCUAUCACUCAAGUUGUGGUACUGCUAACUAUGACUCAAGUUGUGGUACCACUGACUCUGACUCAAGUUAUGGUAUCACUGACUCUGAUUUGCAUUAUGGUACCUCUGACUCUGACUCAGGUUGUGGUACCGCUGCCUCUCACUCAAGUUGUGGUACUGGCGACUCUGAUAUUAGUUAUGGUAUCUCUGACUCAAGUUAUGGUACCACUGACUCUGACUCAAGUUGUGGUAGCAUUGACUCUGACUUGCGUUAUGAGCCUCCACCAAAAUUUCACAAACAUAACCGUAGUCUACGCAUUUCAAAAUAUAUUUUUGGAAAAUUACGUUAA
Molecule: messenger RNA, 2038 nt
Organism: Octopus bimaculoides (California two-spot octopus)
Lineage: Eukaryota; Metazoa; Mollusca; Cephalopoda; Octopoda; Octopodidae
Product: TBCC domain-containing protein 1
Source: RefSeq, a predicted model, not a curated record